This is a messenger RNA of Rangifer tarandus platyrhynchus (Svalbard reindeer), 1545 nucleotides long. Lineage: Eukaryota; Metazoa; Chordata; Mammalia; Artiodactyla; Cervidae. The record is from the annotation of a GenBank genome assembly.
AUGGCGACCGGACGCGGCCGGCUCCUGCAGCUGCAAUGGCAGUACCUCUUGGCGCGGCCCCAGCCGCAUGGCUGCUUUGGCUCAGCUUUCCGGAGUCCCGGGGCUGCCGCGGGGCGCGCAGGGUUCAGAACGAGGCCAGGCGCCACGCUGCCCGAAGGCCCCGCCGCCCUGAGUCGCUGUGCCCGGCAGGACAAGGCCUACGGGAGGCCCCGCGCGGGCUGCUCUGCGUCCCUGGACAGUUUGCCCUCAGAGGUCCUGCUGAAGAUCCUGUCCUACCUGGAUGCGGCGGCCCUGCUGUGCGCCGGGUGCGUGAACAGGCGCUUCUAUCACCUGGCCAGCGACAAUUUUAUUUGGAUCAGAAUCUACUCAGCUGCCUUUUCACCUAAAAGAUCUCAUUGGAGAGUUGAUCCGGCAGAGAAGACAGACUUGUCUGUGAACUUACUGUCAGCAGGGGAUAAAGAAGCUGGAUAUUGGAAGAAAGAGUAUCUUACGAAACAGAUAGCGUCUGUAAAGGCAGCUCUAGCGCGGGUUCUCAAACCUCUGCACCCCCACACAGGCCUCCCACUGAAGACCAAGGAGGCCCUCAGAAUGUCUGGCUUAAGCUGGGUGAUCAUACUGAGAGGGGACGAUGGGAGAGAGUACACCAUGGAGCACGCACACCUCUCCUUCAACGAUUCCUCCGUCACGGUCGUGUGGUACAGCAAGGCCUGGCCGCCGCUCGCCACGCUGUCCACCUUGGACCUGUGUGGGGUGACGCCAGUGUUCAUGGGCCAGUCCAGGACCCCCACCAGGAUCAGGCCCCGAUGGCAUUCUCUGAUCACCAAGUACCAACUGAGCCAGCUGAGCGAGUUCAGCGCGGUGGGUGGCGACAGGCUGACGCGGGUCUUCUGCCUGCCCCCCGGCCUCGUGGUGGGGCUCUGGAAGAGGGAGGAGGAGCUGGCGUUCGUUAUGGCAAACCUGCAUCUGCACCUCCUCGUGGAGAGGAGCAUGCUGGGGUCGCCUGUUGUCCCCUACGAGCCGCCGCCUCACGCGCCCGUCUCGGACGACAGCCCCGAGCGAGGACUGCACGGCUACAGGCUCCACGUGGACAUGCACAGCGGCGGCGUGUCCUGCCUCUGCGGCUCCUUCCGCAACCUCUCCGCCAGCAAAGGAUGCCUUGAAAAUGAAUACAUGAAGCUCAGUGUGAUAAGUUUAAAAAAUAACACAGAACACCUACCUCUUAUUGGAAAAGUUGGCCUUUCUUGGAAAACUAAUAGUUUUGAUGGCUGUAUAAAGAGUUGCUCUAUAAUGGACUUAACUCUUUUGGAGGAGUACGGGAAACCCUUCUGGUGUUUCAGCUCUCCGGUUUGCAUGAGAUGCUGUCCCGGGCCCUCUGACGGCCCUCAUUUCUUGGGGGAGGCAUACUAUGUGGACUACUCGGAUUCGGAAGGCAGGCUGCACAUGGAGCUGGUGUGGAUCGAAGACACGGAGGAGUACUUCAUCGUCAGCCUGGCUCUCUACCUGCGGUUGGCAAAAAUAAACCAGUGGUUUGGGACAAAAUACUAG